Messenger RNA from Hevea brasiliensis (rubber tree), 669 nucleotides. RefSeq lists its product as uncharacterized. The record is from RefSeq and is a predicted model, not a curated record. The transcript has 2 exons. The coding region runs from base 1 to 669 and encodes 222 amino acids. Lineage: Eukaryota; Viridiplantae; Streptophyta; Magnoliopsida; Malpighiales; Euphorbiaceae. Gene Ontology annotation, molecular function: protein binding.
AUGACCAGCCCAAACAAAAAAGACAUCAUCACUUUCAUGGAUGCUGAAUGGUACAAUGCUGCAGCUGAAGGCCAAAUUGACAAAUUCAGGGAUUACACAGAGUCUCUAGAUCUUUUGCGUACCCCAAACAAAAAUACAGUCCUAGAUGUUUGCAUCGUAGCAGUAAAAAAGGAAACGGAAGAAUCCAUUGAAUUUGUAAAACUAGUUAUCAGCAAAUGUCCAUCGCCGCUAUCUGAGCCCAACAUCAAAGGCGAAACUCCGCUGCACAUUGCAGCAAGGUUCGGGCACAAAAAUAUAGUUGAAUUUCUUAUUCAUAGCAUCAAGAAGGCUCAAUACGAAGACCUUGAGAGAGGCGCAGAGGCGUCAACGAGUGCUAAGAUGCUGAAGAAGACAAGCACAGAUGAAGACACAGCCUUACAUGAGGCAGUGAGAAAUAAUCAUCCUCAAGUGGUGGAAAUAUUGAUUAGAGAAAAUCCUGAAUUUGCGAACAUAGCUAAUGCCGCCCGAGAAAGCCCGCUGUACCUUGCAGCGGUGAGAGAGAACAAAAUCAUUGCCUCUAAGAUAUUGGAGAUAUGUCCCUCACCAGCAUACAGCGGUCCCAAUGGUAAAACAGCUUUGCACGAAGCCGUUAGAAGUAAAGAUGAAGUUAUUUACAAUUUCAUCCCUUAG